Molecule: messenger RNA, 6021 nt
Organism: Micromonas commoda
Lineage: Eukaryota; Viridiplantae; Chlorophyta; Mamiellophyceae; Mamiellales; Mamiellaceae
Product: RNA methyltransferase
Exons: 1
Coding region: 1-6021 (2006 amino acids)
Biological process (GO): tRNA methylation
Molecular function (GO): tRNA (guanine) methyltransferase activity; RNA binding
Source: RefSeq, a predicted model, not a curated record
AUGGGCGGGGACGCCGCCGAUGCGGUCCCCGCGGGUAUCAAAGCGCUACGUGCGUUCGCGAAGGCCCCCUCGCACCUGGUGAGCGCCCCCGUGUCUCGGCAUGACCCUCGCGCGCGGCGCCCUCCCCUGACGAUUGCGCGAUCGUUUCCCUCGGAUCCUCCACCCACCAUCCGCGAGUUGUUACUGCCAAUCUCAUCUCCACCCACCUCCCUCUUGUCCCACCGUUCGCAGACGGCGUCAAGCGCCCUGAGGGAAGGACUGUGCGAACUCGCGUAUCCAGAGGGCGCGUCCGGCGCCGGUGCGCUGGACGAGGUGCUCGAAGCGAGUGCCGAGACGCUGGCGAGGCUCGGAGGACCAAAGAUGACGCGCGCGAGCGCCCGAGACGUGCGGGAGCUCGUCGUGCUUCACACCGCCUGCAAGGUUCUCGCGCUGCGCGAUGAACCGCGCGCCGAGCUCACCGCGUGGACCCCGCGCGGACUCGACGCGAGCUCAGCCAAACGCGGGCUGCUCGACACCACGUGGCUCGCCUUACUCGCCCGGCGGUGCGAGUGUUCGCACGUCGACGAUUCGACGAGGCACCAGGCCAUCGACGAGAUGAUCGCCGUCGUCGACGGGAGACGGGACUGGGACGCCGCGAAACGCCUGGCGCGGCUGUGCGUCGGGAGCGUCGCGGAGGGGGGUGCCGACGGGGGUGCCGACGGGGGUGCCGACGACCCGCCGCUCGACCCCCGCGCAGCCGUCUUCGUCGCCGCGGCGCUCGCCGAGAUCGUCGCCGAGGAGCGAAGAGGCGAGAUGAUCGUUCCGGGGUCCGCGCGAGCCGCGACGCUGACGACGUUGGUCUCCCUCGCGGACGUCGCGUUGGGCAUGAUGACGACGACGCCGAUGGAUGACGACGAGGCGACCUACCCUCGCAGGCUCAUCGCUCGCGCGCUCAUACCGUGCGCCGUCAAGGCUGCCGCGGCGGCUCCGGGCGUCGGGCGAGCCGACGCGCUCGUCGAGAGGAUCCGGGCCUCGAUCCUUCGCGCGCUGGCGCCGACCAGUCACCGACCAGUCACCGACCAGUCACCGUCUGAGCGUUCAUCCGAGCCAUCGGACGACGAUCUUCACCGCCGGCGAUCGUUUGGGUUUUACCUGCUCGCGUCGCACGCGGAGCUCGUGUUGGGCCCCGCGGGUGCGGCGCGCGGGGCGGUCGCCGGGGACGAUAUCGGUCUGGUCGACGCGCUCGCCCGCGGCAUGCGCUCGGACGACGGAAGGGAGAGGAAAGCGGCGCUCACGGCGCUGACGCACGCGCUGGGAGCUGAGACGGCGGGGAGAACGCCGUGGCUGGAGCUGGUCGCCACGACGCACGCGUUCGACGACUUCGCCGCGCACCUCAACGACGCGGCGAGGGCGCACGUCGACGCGCUUCACCCGGCUUCACCCGGCUCGGAUGUUUCUGGAACGUCCACGUCAUCGACACCGGAAGAUGUUCGGAAGGAAGGAGACCCGAACGAGACCCUCCUCCUUCCGUACGAGUACGUGUUGAGCGCGUGGACUCGCGGUCUGCGACACCCCAACCCGAGCGUUCGCGCGGGUACCCUGCGAACGUUCUGCGACCGCGACUGGGCUCGAACCCAAAAGCACGGUUCGAAUCCUUACGUCGGGGCACUCACGGAGUCGUUCGUCGCGGAGGCGCUGGUCCCGUCGGCGAUGGAGUUUCCCGGACUUUGUGACGAGGUGGCGAAGGUCUGCGAGCUGUGGACGAGGGAAGCUGGCGACGGGGGUGCCGACGGGGGUGCCGACGGGGGUGCCGACGGGGGUGCCGACAGGGGUGCCGGCGAAUCCGUCGCGUUUCGUAGGGUGAAGUGCGUCGCGGCGGCUGCGGCGAAAAACGCGCCCGCGUCAAACGUGGCGGGUCUGAGCGCCGGGUGCGCAAUCUUGGCCUCCGCCGGCGCGGCCCUCGCGGUUACUAACGCCGGUUCGUCUUCCACGUACGUAACGGCCGACGUAACGGCCGGCGACGCGUUCCUCGCGCACGUCGCGGACGUCGUCGAAGCCGCCGCUUGCAAGCGGGGGGAUCCGGAGGCGCAGACGGCGCAAAUAAACGACGCCGUCGCCGCCGCUCGAGCCGUUACUCGAGCCGUUACGUGCACCCCGGGCGCCGUUCGCGCCGUGACUUCGCGCGUGCCGGUGUAUCUCCUCGACGGUUCGUCUCCCGACGCGGACGGCGUCGGGGUCCGCCCCGGCUUUGAAGCGUUAUUCGCCGAUUACGAAUUCGCGGAUUCGGUGGGACGGUUCACGCGAAGUUUCCUCGCGACGGGAUCGGAAUCCCACGCGACGUCGUCGCACCCGGUCAAAUCGGUCGACGACGAGGCGCUCGAGCUGGCGCUCAUGUUCACGCUCGCCGGUUCGUCUUCCAACGACGUAACGGCCACCGUAACGGCUCACCUCGCGUCCAUCGUCGAACGGACGUCGCACCCGGAUGCAUCGGCGUCGAGACGAGCGAAGAGUUUACUCGCGGCGACGUAUCGAGUGGCGUCUUCGAUACCGAGCUGCGACUGGCUUCAACGCGCGCUGCGAAGGGCGCUGGUGGACGCCGUGAUCCCGAACGCGAUGGUGACGCUGGUAUCUUCGUGCGCGGGUUCGAUUCCGGACGCGGCCGCGUCGGCGUGCCUGGAAGCCGUCGCGCGCUGGCGCGGCGCCGAGGGCGCAACUCGGGGCCCGAGAAUCUCGCCCCCCGCGUGGAAUCUCGUGGCGACCGACCUGUCCAACCUGUGCGUCAACCUCAGCCAGGAACCGACAGGAUGGGUGGGUGAUCCACACGAUGUUACCCGCGUCAUCACGGCGAGGCUGAGUUCGUUAGCCGGGGUCGCGCGGGGCCUCGCCGCCGUCGCGGCGGAUGCGAAAUCAUCCGACGAAAUCGCCGCCGCGGUUUCCGGUUCCAUCGUGAACCUCGAGAAGGUUCUCCAGAAGGUUCUUACCGUAACGCCAAAAGUAACGGAUCCUAAAGUAACGGAUCCUCCCGCGGAUUCGACGAUGGACGCUCGAGCCGCGGGAUGGACCGCCGCGGCGGCGCUCCUAUCCGUCCAUUUCUUCGGGGCCCGCGAGUCUCUCCGCCUCUCCGCGUCGGCGAGCGCGGCGACUGUUCGGCUCCUCGACGACGCGCUCGAGGGGUUACCGGCGGUUUCAUCCGCCGGAGAUGAACCGUCGCGGCUCCUCGCGGCACUCCGCGCGAUCGCCGCCCUUCUCGAGCGCGUGGUACCUUUGUUUCCCGGCGAACCCGAGUUGAGUCUGGGGGUUAAAAUCGCUUCAUCGGUGGAACGAGCCGUGCGAAGCUCGCGGUUGAGGAAAAACGCGCCAAUCUGGGCCGCCGCUGUAGCGUGCGUCCUGCACCCGCGUCUGUUCGGUGCCAGCUCGCGGCUCCACGCGGCGUCGGAUGGAUCCGCCGGUUCAUCUUCGUCUUCCGGCGCCGGUUCAUCUUCAUCCGGGGCGGCCUGCGUCGACGGGAUAGGGGCUUGCGCGUGGUUUGUUCGAAAAGCGAUCGCCGCCGGCUCCAAGACGGGGGGAGCGAGGAUCUUGAGAGUCGUCAGCCACGCGUUGGCGGCGCGUCUGGUGCGUUGGCCGUGCCACUCGAAGUACUACGCGAACGAAGUCUGGGCGCUGGGUCUGUGCGGCGAGGGCGGGUUCACGAGGGCGGAGACGCUGGCGAUGGCGGAGCACUGGCGCGCACGCGAGGCGGUUAAGGCGAAUAAGGAAAAGGAAAAGGAUGGCGAUACUGGCGCGAUGAAUACUGGUAUAUACGGGGUCGAUCGAUCGCGGGCGGGCGGCGACGCGGGGGCGCUGGCCGAUUGGUUGGAGGAUGGGGGUCGCGGGGGUGCGGCGGGAGGUCACGUCGCGGCGCGCGUCGCGGCGCUCUCCCUGGCGCACGCCCUCGCCCUCGGCGAGCCUCCCUCCGCGGCGGCGGGCGAAGGCGUCUCUGGACGAAAGGAAUUUCUUUCCGGGACAGAGUACGGGGUCGGCGCCCUCGAGGGCGCGGCGGCUUUGCUUCGCGUCGGCCUCGACGCCGUCUCCGGCGGCGAUUCAGAUCUCGCGCGGGGGACGUACCGCCGCGGAUCGAGCACGCACAGGCGCAAGGUCAGGGCUUGGCAGAUGCUCUGCGCGCUCGCGCCGGCGCUCGACCGCCUUCGAAGGGUCUCGAGCGCGGGAAAGGUCCGGAGGCUGUUGGAAAAAUCGCACAUUUUCCAGUCGCUCUCCAAGAACCCCGGUUUCGUCCAGAAGCUCGGACUCGGCCAAGAGCUCCUGCCCGCCAACCCGACGUUGAACGAGUCGAACGAGUCGAACGAGUCGAACGCCGCCGACCGACUCGCCGGGUCGAUCGAGACGGCGCUGAAAAAAGCCGCCCCCGCCGCCGUGGCCACGCACAACCUCCCCGGCGUGCGCUACUACGCCGAGGUGUUCUUCACCCUCGCCGCGAGGUCGUACCCGUGCGUCGUGACGGACGUGGCGAUACCCGCGCUACGAUCGCCGGACGUUAAACCGUUACAAGCGGCGUCGUGGAUCCUCGUCGCGGCGGGUCGCGUCGUCCGAGAUAAAAAAUUGACGGAUCAUCGCGACGCGACGAACGGUCUAACGCUCGCGAGGCAGACACUCGCGGCGGUGGCGCCGUGGUCGCUGGCGCACAAUCACUCGCUGCGAGUCUUUGCUCAACUCGCGACGCACGCGAUGCUCGACGCGUUUGGUGUCGACGCGUUUGAAGCGAAUCCUUUGACGGGAACGACCGGCGGGAAUCCAUCUCUGUCCCCGUCCCCGUCCCCGUCCCCGUCCCCGUCCCCGGGUGCCGACUCAUCGUCCCAAUCCCCGUCCCCGGCUCAGUCCGUUUUGGGCUCCAUCGCGUCGCUCCUCUCGACAAACUCGGAGAUGGUCAAGGUUCGCGUCGCGUGCGGCCCCGUGUUCGAUGCCCACCUCCCGUGCGCCCCGAAGGAUUUGCUCGCCGGGGCGCUCGACUGCGAGAGGACAGGACCGGACGAUCCGGGGUUCGAGGGCGCGCCGACGUCGGCGCUCGCCUCCGUCGAAGAGUUUUUGCGAUCGUCGCGCGAGGGGCUUCGGCGAACACGAACCGCGGAAGACGCGUGGCUCUGGAGCGACGCCAUGCGGGCGGGGUGCGACCUAACGCUCGCGUGGGGGGGUUCGGGUGGAGGGUGCGACGGCGGGAGAGUCACCGGAGCCGUAUCGCUCGACGACGACGACGCCGGCGACGGAACGGUUUCUCAUCGCGUCGACGAUUUCUCGCUCGUUUCUUUCGCGCCGGAUGAUGAAAAGGCUGCCGGUUCGAACGCCGGGGGAACGAGCGCGUUGUCGCUGCAGAAGAAGGUGGAGGGCGCCGGCGGCGCGCACGGGGGGUCGUCGAUGGGGUCGAUGGGGGAAUCGAUGGGGUUGAUUGGGGGGUCAACGGAUCCGAUGGCGCUCGCGCUCGCGGCGAUGGCGAAUCGCGUGGACCGAACCGGCGAUCCCGACGCGUCCCUCGUGGCUGAAACGGCCGCUGACGUCAACGAAACGCUCGAUACACGCCUGCCCGAACGCCCCCCCGGCCUCGUCGUCGUCGCGUCGCUCGUGGAUAAGAUCCCCAACCUCGCAGGACUGGCGAGGACGUGCGAGGUGCUCGGCGCCGAGGCGCUGGUCAUCGCGGACGCGGCGCGGACCGUCUCGCACAGGGACUUCACCGCCGUCAGCGUCACCGCCGAGCGUUGGCUUCCGAUCAGGGACGUGCCCGUCAAUGGCUUGGUGUCGUACCUGCUGAGGUUGCGGCGGGAUGGGUACGCGCUGGUGGGGUUGGAACAGACGAGGGGCGCGGUGGACGUCAACGAGUAUCGGUUCCCGAGAAAGACGGCUCUGGUGCUGGGGCGGGAGCGGGAGGGCAUCGACGCCGACGUCCUUAACGUGCUCGACGCGUGCGUGGUGAUACCGCAGAAGGGGAUGAUCCGGUCGUUGAACGUGCACGUGUCCGCGUCGGUGGCGAUGGCGGCGUACGCCAGAGCGCACUGA